Messenger RNA from Oncorhynchus gorbuscha (pink salmon), 4856 nucleotides. RefSeq lists its product as uncharacterized. Gene Ontology annotation, molecular function: lipid binding. Gene Ontology annotation, cellular component: extracellular region; membrane. The coding region runs from base 1208 to 3232 and encodes 674 amino acids. The record is from RefSeq and is a predicted model, not a curated record. NCBI's taxonomy places the organism in Eukaryota, Metazoa, Chordata, Actinopteri, Salmoniformes, Salmonidae. The transcript has 6 exons. Gene Ontology annotation, biological process: lipid transport; lipoprotein metabolic process.
AGUGGGUCAACAGGUUUUCCUCCCUUAUACCUGAAAAUACAAGGCAUCAAAUUACUACAGCCCUGUCUCAUCGCUGCAACUCCCGUACGGACUCGGGAGAGGAAGUUCGAGAGCCGCGUGUCCUCCGCAGCACAACCCAACCGCACUGCUUCUCGACACAAUGCCCACUUAACCCGGAAGCCAGCCGCACCAAUGUGUCGGAGGAAACACAGUACACCUGGCGACUGUGUCACGGUGCACUGCGCACGGCCCACCAUAAGGAGUCACUAGUGCGCGAUGGGACGAGGACAUCCCUGGCGGCCAAACCCUCCCCUAACCUGGAUGACGCUAGGACAAUUGUGCGCCGCCCCAUGGGUCUUCCCGGUUGCGGCCGGCUGUGACAGAGCCUGGACUCGAACUCGGAAUCUCCAGUGGAACAGCUAGCACUGCGAUGCAGUGCCUUAGACCACUGUACCAUUCGCGAGGCCGUUGACAGGAAACAUAAACAAAAUAUAGCCUAAAUAUCUGUGAAGUUCCUCCAAUAAACAGUGAAAUGUGCAGAGACAUUUAUAGCAUUAGACAAGACCAAGGUGCUGGCUGUUAAAGUAGAGACGGUGUAAUUGGUGCUAAUGUGAUCAUUAACAUAGGGCUAAUGAGACCCAUAGAGUGAGGAAACCUCACUAAAAAGCUCCAAUAGACACCAUAAUGAAGGCCAGCCAAGUACUGUCCCAGAGGACAAAUCUGGUUGAAAUGACGUCAUUAUAACCAGUUUACAACCACAACUGCAGGUAAAUGCUCAUUAAAAGUGCAUUCAAAUCCAUCGUAUGCAAAUGUCUCUAAACUGUCUAUCUAUAAAUGAAGCAGUUGCUAAGUUGUUGGUUAAACAUGUCACAUCUCAAAGACUACAUGGCUAAUCAUAGUGGUUACCAGAUGCAGACACCAUAUGGAAACGGAUACAUAAUGAAGUACAACAGUGGUUCAAUAAGAGGCGAGCGCUCCUAACCAUUUGACAAUAGGCCUGGGGUGACCGUCCACGGUGCAGAACAGCUUGACAGGAGUCUUCUCCCACGCGGCGUGGGGCCUCAGAGCCACCAGGAAGUCAGGGGCCUUGUCCGUCUGCGUACUCGACGUCCCCUUCUUGUGCAUCAUCUCCUGCACCUGAGGAGAGACAGUAAAGGUUGCAUUAGCAAAUGAGGGGCAACCUUUCAUCCAGCAGUGCUAAGAGGAAAUGAGAGAGUUAUUGGGCCAAUACAUCUCAGACACCCUCAGCUAUGUCCACACAGUGAAGGAAUUCUGUGACAGGCAUCCAAGGUGGAUCCUGCAGAGAAAGGAGGAACAAUCCAAGAUGAAAAACAUCAAGGAAAUGGCAGACAGAAUCGAUCUUAAAUUCGGCCGAGUCUUGAAUGCAGAAGACAAGACCAAGGCAUUAGGAGAGUUCACGAAAGACUAUCUGACCCAGGUGACUGCAAACCGUAGGCUUAAGAAGCUGGAGAAGGAGCUGGAAGCUGUACUGAAGGACACUCUCAAUGGGCUGGAGGAGCUGGACUGCUUCAUGGAUGCUGUGGAGAGGCUGGUGGUCACCUCUCUGUUUGUAUUUGCUGAUGAAAACCGGUUGUGUCCUCUGCCUCAGGGGAGGGAACCAGCAAGUGUCCGAGCUGUCAUCACCUCCGCUAGAAUGACCUGUCCUCUCCUCAUCCACUUUAAGAGGGACGCUUCAGCCUUCUUUUCCCCAUGCCUCCUCAAUGUGGAGGUGCUGCAUGUGUACUUGGAAAAUUACAUACACAUCUCUGAGCAGCUGUGUGAGAGAAUACGAUUGGGAAAAACAAAAACAUUUUGCCGAGAGAAGAAUGACAACUUGAUGAUUGACACCAGCACUGAAGUGAAUGAAAAGUCCAUGCAGACCAUGUUUAACCAUUUGCGCCAUUUGAGUGAUAUCAGGAUGGACCAGCACUUCAGACUGACGUUCCUGUUCCAGGAGUCUGCCCUGCACUUCAUUGGUCUGUUCAGUCAGCGCCACUCCAGAAUGCUGGACUGUCUAAAAGAGCUGGAAAGGAGAGCUGGCAAACUAAAUAAGAUGAAGAAAGGGGGUUAUAUCUCCAGUGUGUUAGGCAGUGCAGUGGGGGCGACAGGAGGGGCUCUAACCAUCGCAGGCCUUUGUCUUGCCCCUGUUACUGCUGGGCUGUCACUGGGACUCACCAUCGCAGGGAUUGGAAUGGGUGUGACCAGUGGGGUCAACAGUCUAACCACCGGUGUAACAAAGGUGGCAUUUAAAAGCUACCAAAACAAGAAAGCCAAUACAAUCUUUCAAUGUUUCUUGGAGGACAUGCAAAGACUCCAUGGUAGUCUGGAGAAGGUGGCCAGCAACAUUUGCCCUUUGGAGCCGAAGGUGGUGGCAUUAGUGGUUGGGAAGAAUAUAGGCAAAGGUGGUGCGAGUUUAGGAAAGAAGAUCAAUGCCAUAGUAAAAAAUACCUCUGCAAUAGAGGCCUUAAUGGGAAAAGGCAUGGUUAUGGGUGCAGGCAAGGUGGGACUCCAAGAGGGCAAAACAUUUGCUGCAGAUUUACCUGACAUUGGGAUGUUGGCACAAGGCACUCCACUCGCCCUCUCUAGGACAUUAAGGCAAUGCGCUGUGGCCUCAAAUGCCCUAUUCAUUGGCCUGGACAUCAUCACUAUCUGUAAAGACAGUGUCAGCCUGGCCAAAGGCAGCAAGAGCAAGAGAUCCCAGCUCAUCCGAGCCAGAGCAGCACUGUGGCGCACAGAGAUUGACUCAUGUCAGAGGAUCCAUGACUCACUGUGCCGAGGCAUCUGGAGGUUCAGUAAGAGUCAGCGAAUCCUGAAGAAGCCAUUUUACCUCGUGAAGGAGUUAGAAAGUCUAGAGCCGCUUGUGGAGAUGGGACUCAUGGAGCAGCCUGCGAAGGAGAUGGAAACUCUUGGGCAGCCUGAGGUUGAUAUAGAAACUCUGGUGCCGCCUAUGGAGGAGACGAGACUCCUGGGGCAGCCUAUGGAGGAGAUGAGACUCCUGGGGCAGUCUAUGAAGAAGACGAGACUCCCAUGGCUGCCUAUGGAGGAGACGAGACUCAUGGGGCAGCCUAUGGAGGAGACGAGACUCAUGGGGCAGCCUAUGGAGGAGACAAGACUUCUGGGGCAGCCUAUGGAGGAGAUAGAAAAAGGUUUUUGCAACUGGAUGUGGCAUUCGGGCAUGAUGUUGUUGCUGUUGCUGUUAGCAUAUGUAUGGGCUGAGAACAUUUCUAAGUAGUAAUGGAGAAUAUCAAGAAGUCAACACACCUGCCGUUUGGACUGCAUCGUUUCCUGUGCAUCACUUCCUGUACGACUUAAUUGCAUAACAUGUAGAUUUGACAUGAUUACUGUGCAUGGUUUUAAAGCUACUUGGACUUGAGAACAUAUUUUUUAAAUUAAAUGUAUUUAAGAUUAUUACAAUUUUAAUUCAAACUACCCCUUUAUCUGGGCGGUGUUCAUGUUGUGGAAUAGUCAGAUCUAAUUGGUACUAGUUGUACCAACUGAACAUAGCUGUUCUACGUCAGAUUCUAGAACUUUUCACUGUACAUUGAUGUAGUGUAACAAUUGAUUUAGUUUCAAAAGAGUUUAAUCCACAUUAUAUUGUUGAGAAAAUCUAAUAGGCCUGCAUAGUUAUUUCAGCAUGGUUAAUCAACGUCUGAAUUGUUUAGGCAUGUACUGCCCUCUAGUGUAUUCUACUUGUGUGACAUGUCUUGCUGUUAUUGAUUGUUACUCACUUCACUUAAGAUAUGUGCAGAUAAAAGUGCAUUAUUUUCUACUUUAGCCAUGUUUAAGUAUCCAUACAUAGUUCAAUUACAGAACUCCAGAGAUGACAUUUUCAGAAACAGUGAUACCCUACUAUAGCCCUACAACUAUUCUGAUUCACAACUUUCUCAUUUGAAAAUGCUAAAAUAGCUGGAAUACACCUACUAUGAUUUGGCAGAUUAACUUGUGCAGAAAUAAAUUAACCACAUAGGCAAAUAAAAUUACACCAAAAAGAUCUAAGUGCUUUUGGCCAACAUUAUGAUCUACACUCAACGGACAGUUUAUUAGGUACACCCAUCAUUGUGCGUCCCAAGAUGCCGAUCUUCACACCACUGCGCGGUUAUUUGCCUGUUUGUGGCCUGCCUGUUAGCUUGCACGAUUCUUGCCAUUCUCCUUCGACCUCUCUAUUCAACAAGCUGUUUUUGCACACAGGACUGCAGCUGACUGGAUGUUUUUUGUUUGUCGCAUCAUUCUCAGUCAAUCCUAGACACUGUUGUACGCACAAAGGCCCAGGAGGGCGGCCAAUUCUGAGAUACUGGAUCUGGCGCGCCUGGCACCGACGAUCAUACCACGCUCAAAGUCGCUUAGGUCAGUUAUUUUGUCUAUUCCAACGUUCAAUCAAACAGUAACUGAAUGCCUCGAUGCCUGUCUGUCUGCUUCAUAUAGCAAGCCACGGCCACGUGACUCACUGUGUGUAGGAGCGAAACAUUUUCAUGAACAGGGUGAUGUACCUAAUAAACGGUCCAGUAUGUACGUAUGUUACAGGUGUAAUUACAGAGCUGGUCUAAAAAUAAAUGCCACUACAUUACAGUACAGUAUUAACACUUCCUCCCAUUUAGAAUUGUAUGACAAGACAACAAAUAAUGAUUCUAUCUGAGAAUGUAAUUUAUGCCGAUUGUUUGCCAAUGAACCAAUCAAAAUGUUAUAACAGUAGUGACAGAAAUGGCAAUAACAUUUAGUAAGUUCAGAUUUAAUACAAUAUUAUCCCAUCCUAAAAGCCAAUGUUAUAUUUUUGUUCUACCAUUUUUCCAGAACAUAACUUAUUCAUAACUUUAAAUGAGUUGUUAAAAAGACCAAUAUCUCAAUAUACAAUAAACAUA